This is a messenger RNA of Arvicanthis niloticus (Nile rat), 987 nucleotides long. The record is from RefSeq and is a predicted model, not a curated record. NCBI's taxonomy places the organism in Eukaryota, Metazoa, Chordata, Mammalia, Rodentia, Muridae.
AUGAUGUUGAUCCCUUCUUUUAUCCUGUGGGACGUGGGAUGCUCGGUAUAUACGUAUGGAUCUAUCUUCAUUAUUGCACUGAUUAUUUGGCAUGUGAAAAGGAGCCACCAAGGAUUACGGUUGGGGCCUAACAAGAGCUGUACCAAGUGUUUCCGAAGAAUCAAACAAAAGCCUAGCGAUAGAACAACAAAAGCUAAGAGAACAUCCAAGGAAGAAGCUGAGAAACUGCAGAAGCUGCUCGAUAUCAUGAAAAGCCAGGGCUGGCUCCCUCAAGAAGGACGUGUGCGGCGGCUCCUGUGCCCAGACCCCUCUUGCCCAAUCUGCAAUGCCAUGGCUCUGGAAAUCCAGCAGUUGCUGGGGGUUGAGAAAAAGACCCCUUCCACUGCACUGAGGCCUUCGCGUAGCUUUUCUUGCCUGGAGGUACUGUCUCCAUCCAAAGUGUUGGCUGACCGGAGUUCAGAGCUCAGUUCCCAGCACUCCAGAGACAUUUUAUUGCCAUCCAGGUUCACACAGUCACAAUCAACAGAUCAGAAAUCAACAGAUCAGUCAGCUACUCCGUCCACUGGUGACACUGUCCUCCAGUGUGACCAUUCUGUUCCUCAGCAACAGCAGGAACCUGAAAGGUCAAAUGGGUUCCAGGAUGCAAGCGGCCUGUCAUCUUCGAGUAUGGAAGAGCCUGGGGUGCCUGCAACCCAACAAAGGAAGAGGAAGAAGAGCAAGAGACUUGUCUUGAAGAAAAAAGAAGCACCCUCAGAAGCUGAAAUGGAUAACAAGAUGACAUUCUUUUCUCACUGGGUUAACCCUGAAGUGAAAUGUGACAGGCUGGAGGAACCCAUUGUCUUUAAGUCUGAGACAGGAGCCAAACCCGAGACUGGGGAGCCUGAGAAGAGCCACAGAUCUGUCAAAGUCCAUGCAGAGGGACCCAACAAGGAGAAGCCUGCAAAUGAUCCAAAAGCCAAGCCUCUCCACGCCAAGAAGAACAUUUGA